UUUCUAUUUUUCCUCAUAGGAGUUUCUAUCAGAAAGUGAAAAUGGGCAGCAUAAGUUAAAUACAAUGCUAUCUAAAGGGGAGCUACUGAGCUCGCUGCUGACCAAAGAGAAAGCAGAAGGUGUCCAGGCCAAAGUUGCAACUGCAAAAGAAGAUUGGAAAAAUUUUCAUGCAAACCUCCACCAGAAGGAGUCCGCCUUAGAGAAUCUAAAGAUCCAGAUGAAAGACUUCGAAGUGAGCGCAGAACCUGUGCAGAACUGGCUGAGUAAAACCGAGAGGCUGGUACAGGAGAGCAGCAAUCGCCUCUACGAUCUGCCCGCUAAGCGGAGAGAGCAGCAGAAGCUCCAGUCUGUCCUUGAGGAGAUACAGUGCUACGAGCCUCAGCUCCACAGGCUGAAGGAGAAAGCUCGGCAGCUGUGGGAAGGACAAGCUGCCAGCAAGAGCUUUGUGCACAGAGUGUCGCAGCUGUCUUCUCAGUAUCUAGCGCUAAGCAAUGUAACCAAGGAGAAAGUGUCCAGGCUGGACAGGAUCGUGGCCGAGCACAGCCAGUUCUCGCUGGGUGUCAAAGAGUUGCAGGAUUGGAUGAUGGACGCCGUGCACAUGCUGGAUUCGUACUGCCUCCCCACGUCGGACAAGAGUGUGCUGGAUGGCAGGAUGCUCAAGCUGGAGGCACUGUUGUCGGUCAAACAGGAGAAGGAGAUCCAGAUGAAGAUGACCUUGACCCGGGGGGAGUACGUUCUGCAGAGCACCUCUCCAGAAGGCAGUGUGGCUGUGCAGCAGCAGCUGCAGGCUCUGAAGGAGAUGUGGGAGUCCCUCUUGUCGGCAGCCAUUCGCUGUAAGAGUCAGCUGGAAGGAGCGCUCUCUAAGUGGACAAGUUACCAGGACGACGUACGGCAGUUCUCCAGCUGGAUGGACGGUGUGGAAGGCAGCCUGAACGAGUCAGAGAGACAGCACACAGAGCUGCGGGAGAAAGUGACUGCUCUCGGGAAGGCCAAGCUGCUAAACGAAGAAGUAUUGAGUCACAGCAGCCUGCUGGAGACCAUUGAAGUCAAGAGGGCAGGCAUGACCGAGCAUUACGUUACCCAGUUAGAACUGCAGGAUCUGCAGGAGCGACACCAAGCCAUCAAAGAGCGGGCCAAGGAAGCAGUAACAAAAUUAGAAAGGCUGGUUCGCCUUCACCAGGAGUACCAGAGAGACCUAAAGACAUUUGAAAAUUGGCUGGGGCAAGAACAAGAGAAGCUUGACCGAUGCUCGGCCCUUGAGGGUGACAGCCACACCCAUGAGACAGCAUUGCGGGAUCUCCAGGAACUUCAAGUGCGCUGUGCAGAGGGGCAGGCCCUGCUGAACUCGGUGCUGCACACCCGGGAGGACGUGAUCCCGUCGGGCAUCCCCCAGGCAGAAGACAGAGUGCUGGAGUCCCUCCGUCAGGACUGGCAGGUUUACCAGCACAGACUGGCCGAGACCCGGACACAGUUCAACAGCGUGGUGAACAAACUGAGGCUGAUGGAGCAGAAGUUCCAGCAAGUGGAUGAAUGGCUCAAGAGAAUGGAGGAGAAAAUCAGUGUCAGGAGCGAUUGCCAGAGUAGCCGAUCCACCAAGGAGAUACAGUUGCUGCAGAUGAAGAAGUGGCAUGAAGACCUGUCAGCACACAGAGAUGAAGUUGAGGAGGUGGGAAGCAGAGCACAGGAGAUCCUGGAGGAGAGCCAUGCAAGCAGCAGGAUGGGCAGCCAGGCCACUCAGCUGACCUCCCGCUACCAGGCCCUGCUGCUCCAAGUGUUGGAGCAAAUAAAAUUCUUAGAAGAGGAAAUCCAGAGUCUGGAGGAAACAGAAUCAUCCCUCGGUUGCUAUGCAGACUGGUAUGGCUCCACCCAUAAAAACUUCAAGAAUGUGGCUACCAAGAUAGAUAAAGUCGAUGAAGUAAUGAUGGGGAAGAAGUUGAAGACAUUGGAGGUUUUAUUAAAAGACAUGGAGAAGGGCCACAGUUUGCUGAAAUCAGCUCGAGAGAAAGGGGAGAGGGCUGUGAAGUUCCUGGAGGAAAACGAGGCUGAGGAACUGAGGAAGGAGAUCCAUGGCCACAUGGAACAGCUGAAGGACCUGACUGGCACGGUGCGGAAGGAGCACAUGAGCCUGGAGAAGGGCCUUCACCUGGCCAAAGAGUUCUCAGAUAAGUGCAAAGUGCUGACCCGAUGGAUGGCAGAGUACCAGGAAAUCCUGCACACACCUGAAGAACCCAAAAUGGAACUGUAUGAGAAAAAGGCGCAGCUAUCCAAAUACAAGUCACUACAACAAAUGGUGCUGUCCCACGAGCCAUCUGUGAACUCGGUGAGAGAGAAGGGCGAGGCGCUUCUGGAACUGGUACAGGAUCAGACGCUAAAGGACAAGAUACAGAAACUUCAAAGUGACUUCCAGGACCUCUGCAGCAUAGGAAAGGAGCACGUCCUCAAUCUGGAAGCUAAAGUCCGAGACCACGAAGACUACAACAGUGAACUCCAAGAGGUAGAAAAGUGGCUGCUGCAGAUGUCCGGUCGCCUGGUGGCACCCGACCUUCUGGAGGCCAGCAGCCUGGAGACCAUUACCCAGCAGCUUGCCCAUCACAAGGCGAUGAUGGAAGAAAUAGCAGGCUUUGAAGACCGCCUGGAUGAUCUUAAAACCAAAGGCGACACUUUGAUCGCCCAGUGUCCAGACCACCUGCAAGCAAAGCAGAAACAGAGCGUGCAAGCACACCUGCAGGGCACGAAGGACAGCUACUCAGCCAUCUGCAGCACAGCACAGAGGGUGUACCGCAGUUUGGAAUAUGAACUUCAGAAGCAUGUGAGCCGGCAAGACACCCUGCAGCAGUGCCAGGCAUGGCUCUCUGCAGUCCAGCCAGACCUGAAGCCCAGCCCGCAGCCACCUCUGAGCAGGGCAGAAGCUGUCAAGCAGGUCAAACACUUCAGAGCUCUGCAAGAGCAGGCAAGGACAUACUUGGAUCUCCUCUGCUCCAUGUGUGACUUGUCAGACUCCUCAGUGAAAACCACCGCCAAAGACAUCCAGCAAACAGAACAGCUGAUUGAACAAAGGCUGGUCCACGCCCAGAACAUGACUCAGGGCUGGGAAGAGAUCAAGCACCUGAAGGCUGAGCUCUGGAUUUACCUGCAGGAUGCUGACCAACAGCUGCAGAACAUGAAGAGGAGGCACGCAGAGCUGGAGCUGAAUAUCGCCCAGAACAUGGUCUCUCAAGUCAAGGAUUUUGCUACUCAGCUGCAGAGCAAACAGGCCUCCAUCAGCACCAUCAUAGAGAAGGUGAACUCACUGACAAAGAGCCAGGAGUCUCCUGAACACAAGGAAAUCAGUCACCUGAAUGACCAGUGGCAAGACCUUUGCCUGCAGGCUGGCCAGCUGUGUGCACAGAGGGAACAGGACCUUCAGAGAAGCAGCCAUUACCACGACCACAUGGAGAUUGUUGAAGCCUUUCUUGAAAAGUUUACUACAGAAUGGGAUAACCUGGCCAGAUCCAACGCAGAAAGCACAGCUGUCCACUUGGAGGCAUUGAAGAAGUUAGCCUUGGCCUUGCAGGAGAAGAAGAAUGCCAUUGAAGACCUGAAAGACCACAAGCAGAAACUGAUAGAGCACCUGAGUCUGGAUGACAAAGAGUUGGUCAAAGAGCAGACCAGUCACUUGGAGCGACGCUGGUUUCAGCUCGAGGACCUUGUCAAAAGGAAAAUCCAGGUGUCCGUCACCAACUUGGAGGAAUUAAAUGUCGUCCAAUCCAGAUUCCAGGAGCUGAUGGAGUGGGCAGAAGAGCAACAACCCAACAUCGUGGAGGCCUUGAAGCAGAGCCCACCUCCCGACAUGGCUCAGAACCUCCUCAUGGACCACCUGGCCAUCUGCAGUGAGCUGGAGGCCAAGCAGAUGCUCCUGAAGUCCCUGAUGAAGGAUGCAGAUCGUGUGAUGGCUGACCUUGGCCUCAAUGAACGAAAGGUGAUCCAGAAGGCACUCUCGGAUGCCCAGAAGCACGUGAACUGUCUCAGCGACUUAGUGGGCCAGCGAAGGAAGUACUUGAACAAGGCUCUGUCUGAGAAAACCCAGUUCCUCAUGGCAGUCUUUCAGGCCACCAGCCAAAUCCAACAACACGAGCGAAAGAUCAUGUUCCGGGAAUAUAUCUGCCUACUUCCAGACGAUGUGAGCAAGCAGAUCAAAACAUGUAAGACUGCCCAAGCCAGUCUUAAGACUUACCAAAAUGAGGUCACCGGACUUUGGGCACAGGGUCGCGAAUUGAUGAAAGGAAUAAUAGAGCAAGAAAGGCCGGAAGUGCUGGGGAAGCUUCAGGAGUUGCAGAGUGUCUAUGACACCGUUUUGCAAAAAUGUAGUCACCGCUUGCAGGAGCUGGAGAAGAGCCUCGUUUCUAGAAAGCAUUUUAAAGAAGAUUUUGAUAAAGCCUGCCAUUGGCUUAAACAAGCAGACAUUAUCACAUUUCCUGAAAUCAAUCUCAUGAAUGAGAGGGUUGAACUCCAUGCACAAUUGGACAAAUACCAGAACAUUCUAGAACAAUCUCCAGAGUACGAGAACCUUCUGCUCACACUGCAGAGGACUGGGCAGGCCAUGCUGCCAUCACUAAAUGAAGUUGACCAUUCCUACCUCAGUGAAAAACUCAGUGCUCUGCCCCAACAAUUCAAUGUCAUUGUCGCCUUGGCUAAGGACAAGUUCUAUAAAAUCCAGGAAGCAAUUCUGGCCCGAAAGGAAUAUGCUUCUUUGAUAGACUUGACAACCCAGUCUCUGGGUGAACUGGAAGACCAAUUCCUGAAGAUGAGAAAAAUGCCCUCAGACCUGAUCGUUGAAGAGAGUGUGUCCCUUCACGAGAGCUGCAAAGCCCUUCUGGGUGAGGUAGUGGGCCUUGGGGAAGCCGUGAAUGAACUGAACCAGAAGAAAGAAAGUUUUCGCAGCACGGGGCAGCCUUGGCAGCCGGAGAAGAUGCUACAGCUGGCCGCCCUGUAUCACAGGCUGAAGCGACAAGCAGAGCAAAGGGUCGGUUUCUUAGAAGACACCACCAGUGCUUACAAAGAACAUGCAAGGAUGUGCCAACAGCUAGAGAGUCAACUGGAAGUCGUGAAAACAGAGCAGGCCAAAGUGAACGAGGAAACGCUGCCGGCGGAGGAGAAGCUCAAGGUAUACCACUCGCUGGCGGGAAGUCUGCAGGACUCGGGGAUUCUGCUUAAAAGAGUGGCUGUCCACCUCGAAGAUCUUACUCCACACCUCGACCCCUCGGCUUAUGAGAAAGCCAAGGGUCAGGUCCAGUCCUGGCAGGAGGAGCUGAAACAGUUGACAUCCGGCAUCGGGGAGAUGGUGACAGAGUGCGAGAGCAGAAUGGUACAGAGCAUAGACUUCCAGACGGAAAUGAGCCGUUCCCUGGACUGGCUUCGGAGGGUGAAGGCGGAGCUCAGUGGGCCAGUGUGCCUGGACCUCAGCCUCCAGGACAUCCAGGAGGAGAUCCGAAAGAUCCAGAUCCACCAGGAGGAAGUGCUGUCUAGCCUGAGGAUCAUGAGUGCCUUGAGUCACAAAGAGCAGGAGAAGUUCGCCAAAGUCAAGGAGCUGAUUUCUGCAGACCUGGAGCACACCUUGGCUGAGCUCAAGGAGCUGGACGGGGAUGUGCAGGAAGCCCUGCGCACCCAGCAGGCAACCUUGACAGAAAUAUACAGCCACUGUCAAAGGUACUAUCAAGUGUUCCAGACAGCCAGUGACUGGCUGGAGGAUGCUCAAGAAAUGCUACAGCUGGCAGGCAAUGGCCUAGAUGUGGAGAGCGCUGAGGAGAAUCUCAAAAGUCACGUGGAAUUUUUCAAGACAGAGGACCAGUUCCACAGCCACAUAGAGGAGCUCCAAGGCCUUGUGACCAAGCUGGAUCCACUCAUCAAGCCAAAUGGGAAGGAAGAGCUAGCACAGAAGAUGGCUUCCCUGGAACAGAGGAGCCAGAGGGUCUUCCAGGACGCCCAUGCCCAGCGGGACCUCCUGCAGAGAUGUACAGUUCAAUGGCAGGAGUACCAGAAAGCAAGGGAAGAGGUUAUCGAGUUGAUGAAUGAUGGGGAAAAGAAGCUGUCUGAGUUUUCAUUGCUGAAGACUUCCUCAGGCCAGGAAGCUGAAGAGAAGCUGUCAAAGCACAAGGCUGUAGUGUCUGUAGUUGACUCUUUGCAUGAGAAAAUUGUGGCCCUGGAGGAAAAAGCAUCACACCUAGAGAAAACCGGAAACGAUGCGAGCAAAGCCACCCUAAGCAGGUCGAUGACCACUGUCUGGCAGCGCUGGACGCGUCUCCGUGCUGUGGCCCAGGACCAGGAGAAGAUCCUGCAGGAUGCCAUAGAUGAGUGGAAGGGCUUGAGCAAUAAGAUGAAAGAAACCACUGAAAUGAUUGCACAACUGCAAGGUAAAUUACCUGAAAGCACAAUAGAAAAGGCCUCCAAAGCAGAGCUCGUGGCCCUCCUUGAAUGCCACGAUACGUGCUCGCUGGAGCUGGAGCAGCAGCAGCUGGCCCUGGGCGUGUUACAGCAGCGAGCGCUGAGCAUGCUACAAGAUGGGGCCCUCCCCGGAGCCGCUGCAGAAGAGGCGCCCGUUCUGCGGGAAAUCUCUGCAAUGCAAGAUCAAUGUCUCAGCAUGCAAGACAAAGUGAAGAGUCACAGCAAACUGGUGAAGCAGGAGCUACAGGAACGGGGAGCGGUCGAGACUCAAAUCAAUGCUGUGAAGUCUUGGGUUCAAGAAACCAAGGACUAUCUGGGAAACCCAACGAUAGAGAUAGACACGCAACUAGAAGAACUGAAGACCCUCCUGACAGAAGCCACCAGCCACCGAGAGAGCAUUGAGAAAAUUGCAGAAGAACAGAAGGAUAAGUACUUGGGUCUUUACACUAUAUUGCCACCUGAAAUCUCCCUCCAGCUAGCUGAAGUUGCAUUGGACCUAAAGAUCCAUGACCAGAUCCAAGAGAAGGUACAGGAAAUUGAGCAGGGCAAGGCCAUGAGCCAGGAGUUCGGCCGCCAGAUCCAGAAGGUGGCCAAAGAUCUCACCACCAUCCUAACGAAGCUGAAAGCCAAAACCGACAAUCUAGUUCAAGCUAAGACUGACCAGAAGAUACUGGCAGAAGAAUUAGAUGGCUGUAAUUCAAAGCUCAUGGAAUUAGAUGCUGCUGUACAGACAUUCUCGGAACAGCAUGGGCAGCUGGGUAAGCCAUUGGCCAAGAAGAUAGGAAAGCUGAUGGAACUCCACCAGCAAACCAUCAGGCAGGCUGAGAGCCGGCUAUCCAAACUCAACCAGGCGUCCUCACACUUAGAAGAAUACAGUGAAAUGCUGGAGUCCAUUCUGAAGUGGAUCGAGAAAGCUAAAGUCUUGGCGCAUGGAAACAUUGCAUGGAAUUCUGCAAGCCAGCUCCGAGAACAGUACAUCUUGCACCAGACGCUGCUAGCAGAGUCUGAAGAAAUCGACAGUGACCUGGAAGCGAUGGCUGAGAAAGUGCAGCAUCUGGCCCACGUGUACAACACAGAGAAAAUGUCCCAGCAAGUGACACAGUUAGGACGGGAGACUGAGGAGUUAAGGCAGGUGAUCCGAGCUCGUUUGCAGAGUCUCCAAGAUGCAGCCAAGGAUAUGAAAAAGUUUGAAGGAGAGCUGAGAAAUUUGCAGGCUGCUUUGGAACAAGCCCAAGCCAUCCUGACUUCCCCAGAAGUAGGGCGCCUUAGUCUCAAGGAGCAACUGUCCCACCGACAGCAUCUGCUGUUUGAGAUGGAGUCACUGAAGCCCAAGGUGCAAGCUGUGCAGCUCUGCCAGAGCGCUCUCCGGAUCCCCGAGGAUGUGGUCGCCAGCUUGCCCCUGUGCCACGCUGCCCUGCGGCUGCAGGAGGAAGCCAGUCAACUGCAGCACACAGCCAUCCAGCAGUACAACAUCAUGCAGGAGGCAGUGGUGCAGUAUGAGCAGUACGAACAGGAAAUGAAGCAUCUCCAGCAGCUGAUAGAAGCGGCUCACAGAGAGAUUGAGGACAAGCCCGUGGCCACGAGUAACAUCCAGGAGCUACAGGCUCAGAUUUCUCGGCACGAGGAGCUGGCGCAGAAAAUCAAGGGCUACCAGGAGCAGAUCGCCUCUUUGAAUUCCAAAUGCAAGAUGCUGACGAUGAAAGCCAAGCACGCCACCAUGCUGCUGACUGUGACCGAGGUCGAGGGGCUGGCGGAAGGGACUGAGGACCUGGACCGUGAGCUCCUCCCCACGCCUUCGGCCCACCCCUCGGUGGUUAUGAUGACUGCGGGUCGCUGUCACACUUUGCUGUCACCCGUCACGGAAGAGUCUGGGGAGGAGGGAACCAACAGUGAGAUUUCCUCCCCACCUGCCUGCCGCUCUCCAUCACCUGUGGCUAACACAGAGGCGUCUGUUAACCAGGACAUUGCAUACUACCAAGCCCUGUUGGCCGAGAGGCUGCAGACAGAUGCCGCAAGGAUUCCCCCCAGUGCCACCGCAUCCCAAGAACUGUGUGAGGCAGGACUCGAGCCUUCAGCGACUGCCAGGCUGGGUGACUUACAGCGUUCCUGGGAAACCUUAAAAAAUGUGAUCAGUGAGAAACAGCGGACUCUCUACGAAGCUUUGGAACGCCAGCAGAAGUACCAAGACUCCCUCCAGUCCGUUUCCACCAAAAUGGAGGCCAUGGAGACAAAGCUGAGUGAGGGCCUCCAGCCCGGCCGGAGCCCAGAAAGCCAGAUGGCUGAGCAUCAGCCUUCCCCACAGGCCCUGAUGGACGAGGUGCAGAUGCUCCAGGACGAGAUCAACGGGCUCCAGGCGUCCCUGGCAGAGGAGCUGGCAGCCGCAUCCCGGGAGUCGGACCCUGUAGAGCAGCUGGCCCUGCAGUCCACGCUCACCGUCUUGGCCGAGCGCAUGUCCACCAUCAGAAUGAAAGCGGCUGGCAAGAAGCAGCUUCUGGAGGAGAAGCUAAAUGACCAGCUGGAAGAGCAGAGACAGGAGCAGGCCCUGCAGAGGUACCGCUGUGAGGCGGAUGAACUGGACCACUGGCUGCUGAACACCAAGGCCACCCUGGACGUUGCACUUGGUACACCCCAGGAGCCCAUGGACAUGGACGCUCAGCUGGUAGACUGCCAGAACAUGCUGGUGGAAAUAGAAGAGAAAGUGGUGGCCCUGUCGCAGCUGUCCGUGCACAAUGAGAACCUCUUGUUGGAGGGCAAGGCUCAUACGAAGGACGAGGCUGAGCAGCUGGCAGGGAAGCUGAGGCUGCUCAAAGGGAGUCUCUUGGAGCUGCAGAGAGCCCUGCACGACAGACAGCUCAGCAUGCAGCAGGGAGCCACACAAGAGAAAGAAGAGAGCGAUGCUGACCUCACAGCUACUCAGAGCCCUGGAGUACAGGAAUGGCUGGCCCAAGCCCGUACCACACGAACCCAUCAGCGGCAAAGCAGCCUCCAGCAACAGAAAGAGUUCGAGCAGGAGCUAGCUGAGCAGAAGAGCCUCCUCCGCUCAGUCGCUAGCCGUGGAGAGGAGAUUCUGACCCAGAGUUCUGCCGUGGACAGCUCAGAAGGCCUUGGUGAAAAACCUGCUGUGUUAUCCCAGGAGUUGGGGAUGGAAGGGACAAAAUCAUUUGCUGAAGACCAGAUGAGAAUGAAAUGGGAAAGUCUGCAUCAAGAAUUUAGCACCAAGCAGAAACUGCUACAGAACGUUCUGGAACAGGAACAAGAGCAAGUGCUUUACAGCAGCCCCAACAGACUCCUGGCCGGGGCACCACUGUACAGAGGAGAAGCACAGACUCAAGAUAAGUCUUCAGUAACGUCCUUUCUGGAUGGACUGAACCAGGCCUUCGAGGAGGCGUCAUCACAGGGAGGGGGAACAAAAACGCAGAAUAUCCACUUGGAGCAGAAACUGUACGAUGGCGUGUCUGCCACUUCAACCUGGUUGGAUGACGUUGAAGAGCGUUUGUUUGUGACGACAACACUUUUGCCAGAAGAAACGGAAGCUUGUCUUAUCCACCAGGAGGCGCUUGCCAAGGACAUUAAGGAAAUGUCUGAAGAAAUGGAUAAGAACAAGAACUUGUUUUCCCAAGCAUUCCCAGAAGACGGUGACAACCGCGAUGUCAUUGAAGAUACUCUGGGCUGUCUUUUGGGCAGACUAUCCUUGCUGGAUUCAGUUGUGGAUCAGCGAUGCCAUCAGAUGAAGGAACGCCUCCAGCAAAUCCUCAACUUCCAGAAUGACCUGAAGGUGCUGUUCACAUCAUUAGCUGACAACAAAUACAUCAUUCUGCAGAAACUGGCAAAUGUGUUCGAACAGCCCAUUGUGGAACAGAUACAGGCCAUACAACAGGCUGAAGAGGGACUGAAGGAACUGGACGGCGGAAUUGCUGAGUUGAAGCGGCGUGGUGAUAAGUUGCAGGUGGAGCAGCCUACCCUGCAAGAACUCUCCAAUCUCCAGGACAUGUACGAUGAGCUGUUGGUGACCAUCAGUUCCCGGAGGAGCAGCCUCAACCAGAACCUUGCACUCAAGAGUCAGUAUGAUAGGGCCUUGCAAGAUCUGGCAGACCUGCUGGACACGGGGCAAGAGAAGAUGGCAGGGGACCACAAAAUCACUGUGUCCUCCAAAGAAGAAAUUCAACAGCUGCUAGACAAGCACAAGGAAUACUUCCAGAGUCUGGAAUCUCAUAUGAUUUUGACUGAAACACUCUUCAGAAAGAUCAGCAGCUUUGCCGUUGGGAAGGAAACUCAGCUGCACACGGACCGCAUGGUUCAGGCGUCUGCUGUGCUGAGACAGGCUCACAAGAGAGGCGUGGAGCUUGAGUACAUCCUAGAGAUGUGGUCCCAUCUGGAUGAGAUGCUCCAGGAGCUCAGCAGACAGCUGGAGGUGGUUGAGAGCAGCAUUCCGAGCGUGGGCCUGGUGGAGGAGAGCGAGGACAGACUUGUGGAAAGGAUGAAUCUCUACCAGCAUUUAAAAUCCAGCCUUAAUGAAGACCAGCCCAAACUGUAUCAAGUGUUAGAUGACGGGAAGCGACUUUUGAUGUCUGCCAGCUGCUCAGAUCUGGAAAGUCAACUCAAUCAACUCGGAGAGCGCUGGCUAAAUAAUACCAACAGAGUGUCCAAGGAACUUCACAGACUGGAGACCAUACUGAAACACUGGACCAGGUAUCAAAGUGAAUCUGCGGACCUGACUCACUGGCUACAGUCUGCAAAGGACAGGCUGGCAUUUUGGACUCAGCAAUCUGUGACGGUCCCACAAGAACUGGAAAUGGUCCGGGAUCAUCUCAAUGCUUUCCUGGAGUUCUCUAAGGAGGUAGAUGCCAAGUCUUCCCUGAAAUCAUCAGUCAUGAGCACAGGGAAUCAACUUCUUCGAUUAAAGAAAGUGGAUACAGCCGCCCUGCGUGCUGAGCUGUCCCGCAUGGACAGCCAGUGGACUGACCUGCUGACAAGCAUCCCCGUUGUGCAGGAGAAGCUCCACCAGCUCCAGAUGGACAAACUCCCUUCCCGCCAUGCCAUUUCUGAGGUCAUGAGCUGGAUUGCACUCAUGGAAAGUGUAAUACAGAAGGAUGAAGAGGACAUAAAAAAUGCAGUGGGUUACAAGGCAAUCCACGACUACCUGCAGAAAUAUAAGGGUUUCAAGAUAGACCUGAACUGUAAGCAGCUGACGGCGGACUUUGUGAACCAGUCGGUGCUACAGAUCAGCAGCCAGGAUGUGGAGAGCAAACGCAGUGAUAAGACCGAUUUUGCCGAGCAGCUUGGAGCCAUGAACAAAAGUUGGCAGCUCUUGCAAGGUCGAGUGGGUGAGAAGAUCCAGCUGCUGGAAGGCUUGUUGGAGUCUUGGUCAGAGUAUGAAAAUAGCGUACAGUCUCUGAAAGCUUGGUUUGAAACCCAGGAGAAGAAGCUGAAACAGCAACAGCAAAUUGGUGAUCAGACUUCUGUUCAGAAUGCCCUGAAGGACUGCCAGGAACUGGAAGAUUUGAUUAAAGCAAAAGAGAAGGAAGUAGAGAAAAUUGAGCAGAGUGGACUUGCAUUGAUUCAGAACAAGAAGGAGGAGGUCUCUGGCAGUGUUAUGAGCACCCUGCGGGAACUCAGCCAGACCUGGGCUGGUUUAGACCACUUGGUUGGAGAGUUAAAGAUGCAGCUGACGUCAGUGCUUGCCCAGUGGGGCCACCACAAAGCAGCCUUGGAUGAGAUCAACAGUCAUAUCAUGGAGGCUAGAUACUCUCUGUCCCGAUUCCGACUGCUGACUGGUUCCUCUGAAGCUGUUCAAGUUCAGGUCGACAAUCUUCAGAAUCUUCACGACAGCCUGGAAAAGCAGGAAGAGGACUUGCAGAAAUUCAGCUCCAUUACCAACCAGCUGUUGAAGGAGUGUCACCCACCCGUGACAGAGACCCUCUCCAGUACCCUGCAAGAAGUCAAUAUGAGAUGGAAUAACUUACUGGAAGAGAUUGCCGAACAGCUCCACGCCAGCAAGGCGCUCCUUCUGCUCUGGCAGAGAUACAAGGACUACACGAAGCAGUGUACCUCCGCAGUCCAGCAACAAGAGGAUCAAACCAGCGCACUGUUGAAGGCAGUCACUAACAAGGACAUCGCCGAUGACGAAGUCACCAAGUGGAUUCAGGAUUGCAACGACCUUCUCAAGGGACUGGGAGCAGUCAAGGACUCGCUUUUCGUCCUCCGUGAGCUAGGAGAACAGCUGGGGCAACAGGUGGAUGCUUCAGCAGCUGCAGCCAUUCAGUGCGAGCAGCUCUGCUUCAGCCAGCGCCUGAGCGCCCUGGAGCAGGCACUUUGCAGGCAGCAAGCAGUGUUGCAGGCUGGAGUCAUUGACUAUGAGACAUUUGCCCAGAGCUUAGAGGCCCUGGAGGUGUGGAUCGCGGAAGCCGAGGACAUCCUCCAGGCGCAGGAUCCCACUCACUCGUCCGACCUCUCCACCAUCCAGGACAGAAUGGAAGAACUGAAGGGACAGAUGCUAAGGUUUAGCAGCAUGGCUCCAGAUUUAGACCGUCUCAAUGAGUUGGGGUACCGGUUACCCUUGAAUGACAAGGAGAUCAAGAGGAUGCAGACCCUGAACCGCCAGUGGUCUCUGAUGUCUUCUCAGACCACAGAAAGAUUCAGCAAGCUGCAGUCAUUCUUGCUUCAACAUCAGACUUUCUUGGAAAAAUGUGAGACAUGGAUGGAGUUCCUGGUUCAGACAGAGCAAAAGUUAGCAGUGGAGAUUUCAGGCAAUUAUCAGCAUCUCUUGGAGCAGCAGAGGGCACAUGAGCUGUUUCAAGCCGAGAUGCUCAGUCGCCAGCAGAUCCUGCACGCCAUCAUUGUUGAUGGGCAGCAUCUUCUAGAACAAGGUCAAGUUGAUGACAGGGAUGAGUUCAGCCUGAAGUUGACACUCCUCAGUAAUCAGUGGCAGGGAGUGAUUCGCAGGGCCCAGCAGAGGCGGGGAAUCAUCGACAGCCAGAUUCGCCAGUGGCAACGUUACAGGGAGAUGGCAGAGAAACUCCGCAAAUGGUUGGUAGAAGUGGCCCAUCUGCCCUUGAGCGGUCUUGGAAGCAUCCCAGUCCCACUGCAGCAAGUGAGGACCCUCUUUGAUGAAGUGCAGUUCAAAGAGAAGGUGUUCCUGCGCCAGCAAGGCAGCUACAUCCUGACGGUGGAGGCCGGCAAGCAGCUCCUGCUCUCGGCCGACAGUGGCGCCGAGGCCGCCUUGCAGGCUGAACUCACAGAGAUCCAAGAGCAAUGGAAGUCAGCCAGCAUGCACCUGGAGGAGCAGAAGAAAAAGCUGGCUUUCCUGUUGAACGACUGGGAAAAGUGUGAGAAAGGAAUAGCCGACUCUCUGGAGAAGCUCCGAACCUUCAAGAAGAAGUUGGCCCAGCCUCUGCCGGAUCACCAUGAUGAACUCCACACGGAGCAGAUGCGCUGUAAGGAAUUGGAAACCGCAGUAGGGAGGUGGACAGAUGACCUGGCAGAACUGACGCUGCUGAGGGAUGCCCUGGCUGUCUACAUCAGUGCCGAGGACAUCGCCAUCCUGAAUGAGCGCGUGGAGCUUCUGCAAAGGCAGUGGGAGGAGCUAUGUCACCAGGUCUCCUUAAGACGACAGCAAGUGAGCGAGCGACUGAACGAGUGGGCCGUCUUCAGUGAGAAGAACAAAGAGCUCUGUGAGUGGCUGACCCAGAUGGAGGGCAAGGUCUCCCAGAAUGGAGACAUCCUCAUUGAAGAGAUGAUAGAGAAACUCAAGAAGGAUUAUCAAGAGGAAAUUGCUGUUGCCCAAGAGAACAAAAUCCAGCUCCAGCAAAUGGGAGAAAGGCUUGCUAAAGCCAGCCACGAAAGCAAAGCCUCUGAGAUCCAGUACAAGCUCAGCAAAGUGAACGACAGGUGGCAGCAUCUCCUGGACCUCAUCGCGGCCAGGGUGAAGAAGCUCAAGGAGACCCUGGUGGCCGUGCAGCAGCUGGAUAAGAACAUGGGCAAUCUGAGGACCUGGCUGGCCCACAUUGAGUCAGAGCUGGCCCAGCCCAUUGUCUAUGAAUCCUGUAACUCUGAGGAAAUACAGAGGAAGCUGAGUGAGCAGCAGGAGCUUCAGAGAGACAUCGAGAAACACAGCACGGGUGUCGCCUCCGUCCUCAACUUGUGUGAGGUCCUCCUGCACGACUGUGAUGCCUGUGCCACCGAGGCCGAGUGUGACUCCAUCCAGCAGGCCACUCGGAACCUGGACCGGCGGUGGAGGAACAUCUGUGCCAUGUCCAUGGAAAGGAGACUCAAAAUUGAAGAGACAUGGCGGCUGUGGCAGAAGUUUCUGGAUGACUAUUCUCGUUUUGAAGACUGGCUGAAGAUUUCGGAAAGGACGGCUGCGUUCCCCAGCUCUUCUGGGGUGCUCUAUACCGUUGCCAAGGAAGAGCUGAAGAAGUUUGAGGCAUUCCAGCGGCAAGUCCACGAGAGCCUGACCCAGCUAGAGCUGAUCAACAAGCAGUACCGCCGCCUGGCCAGAGAGAAUCGCACCGACUCUGCGUGCAGCCUCAAGCAGAUGGUUCAUGGGGGCAACCAGCGAUGGGAUGACCUGCAGAAGCGUGUCACCUCCAUCCUGCGCAGACUCAAGCAUUUUAUUAGCCAGCGGGAGGAGUUUGAGACUGCACGGGACAGCAUUCUUGUCUGGUUGACAGAGAUGGAUCUACAGCUCACCAAUAUUGAACAUUUUUCUGAAUGUGAUGUUCAAGCUAAAAUAAAGCAACUUAAGGCCUUCCAGCAGGAGAUCUCUCUGAACCACAAUAAGAUCGAGCAGAUCAUUGGCCAGGGGGAGCAGCUGAUAGAGAAGAGCGAGCCCCUGGAUGCAGCUGUCAUCGAGGAGGAGCUGGAUGAACUCCGACGCUAUUGCCAGGAGGUCUUCGGACGUGUGGAAAGAUACCACAAAAAACUGAUCCGCCUGCCUCUACCGGAUGAUGACCAUGACCUCUCAGAUCGAGAGCUAGAUCUCGAAGACUCCACGGCUCUUUCAGACCUACGCUGGCAGGACCCCUCUGCAGAUGGCGUGCCCUCCCCACAGCCUUCCUCCAACCCCUCCCUCUCCCUCCCUCAGCCCCUCCGGAGUGAGCGGUCAGGGCGAGACACCCCAGCCAGCGUGGACUCCAUCCCCCUGGAAUGGGACCAUGAUUAUGAUCUCAGUCGGGACCUGGAGUCAGCAUCGCGGACUCUGCCCUCAGAAGAUGAGGAGGGAGAGGAUGACAAGGAGUUCUACCUCAGGGGAGCAGUUGGCUUGUCAGAUGUAGUGAUCCCUGAGAACCCCGAGGCCUAUGUAAAACUCACAGAAAAUGCAAUCAGAAAUACCUCUGGGGAUCCCAGCUCACUGGAGUCACAGAUGAGGCAGCUAGACAAAGCCCUGGAUGACAGCCGCUUCCAGAUGCAACAAACAGCAAAUAUCCUCAGAAGCAAAACUCCCACAGGACCAGACCUGGACACCAGCUAUAAGGGCUAUAUGAAGCUUCUGGGUGAAUGCAGUGGCAGCAUAGAUUCCGUGAGGCGUCUAGAACACAAGCUGGCAGAGGAAGAGAGCGUCCCAGGCUUCGUUAACCUCAACAGCAAUGAGACGCAGACAGCCGGUGUGAUUGACCGCUGGGAGCUCCUCCAGGCCCAGGCACUGAGCAAGGAGUUGAGGAUGAAACAGAACCUUCAGAAAUGGCAGCAGUUCAAGUCAGACCUCGAUAACAUCUGGGCCUGGCUAGGGGAGACCGAGGAGGAACUGGACCAACUCCAGCAUUUGGCACUCAGCACCGACAUCCACACCAUUGAGAGUCACAUCAAGAAGCUCAAGGAGCUCCAGAAAGCCGUGGACCACCGCAAAGCCAUCAUCCUCUCCAUCAACCUCUGCAGCUCAGAGUUCACCCAGGGGGACAGUAAGGAGAGCCACGACUUGCAGGACCGCUUAUCCCAGAUGAACGGGAGAUGGGACCGAGUGUGCUCUCUGCUGGAGGACUGGCGGAAGCUGCUUCAGGGAGCACUGAUGCAGUGCCAGGAGUUCCACGAAAUGAGCCAUGCUUUGCUUCUAUUGCUGGAAAACAUCGACAGAAGGAAAAAUGAAAUUAUCCCAGUUGAUUCUACUCUUGACCCAGAGACACUUCAGGACCAUCACAAGCAACUCGUGCAAAUAAAGCAGGAGCUGCAGAAAUCCCAGUUGAGAGUGGCCUCUCUGCAAGACAUGUCUCGCCAGCUCUUAGUGAAUGCCGAGGGUUCAGAUUGUCUAGAGGCCAAAGAAAAAGUCCAUGUCAUUGGAAACCGACUCAAACUUCUCUUGAAGGAAGUCACCCAUCACAUCAAGGAUCUGGAGAAGUUAUUGGACAUGGCAAGCAGUCAGCAGGAUUUGUCUUCCUGGUCUUCUGCAGAUGAGCUGGACACCUCAGGAUCCAUGAGUCCUACAUCGGGCAGAAGUACCCCAAACAGACAGAAAUCGCCACGAGGCAAAUGUAGUCACUCACAGCCUGGACCCUCUGUCAGCAGCCCAAAGAGCAGGUCCACAAAAGGUGGCUGCGAUUCCUCCCUUUCUGAACCCAGGCCAGCGCGGGUGGGCCGAUCCUUCCUGUUCCGGGUCCUCAGGGCUGCUCUACCCCUUCAGCUGCUCCUGCUGUUCCUUAUCGGACUCGCCUGCCUCGUACCCAUGUCCGAGGAAGACUACAGCUGUGCCCUCUCCAACAACUUCGCCCGAUCAUUCCAUCCCAUGCUCAGAUACACCAAUGGUCCUCCUCCACUCUGAAACAGGACAUCCUCUGCACAAGUGCUGGAGGACGGAUGGGCCCAAAGCAACCCCAGGCUAUCAGAGAGUUUGAACUUAGCAGAGGGCCUCUCAUGGCAGCUUCGGCUCUCCUCCAUACCCUGUGUGUGAAAAAUCAAACCUUUGGACAUGGACAGUAAACAAGAAGAGACAAAUGGGAUUGGGAAAGUGUCAUUUGACACUCUGAGCCUUAACACUAAAUAAAUUAAGUUAAGGACGUACAGCGUUCCCUUGACCCUUGAAGUCCAGGCCUUUGGCAUAGCCAAUGGCUCCGAUGGGCCAUCUGGGCAGCUUUCCUAUGGUGCUGCUCCAUUAACCCAAAUUCACCCUCCCGGGCACCAUGUCAAUAUCGUACAAUCUACCUAGAACCUCCUCAUAUACGAUUUUUAGGGUCACCUAUGGCAGCUUCCUCUCUACCUUGGUUUCUUAGGGGCAUGAUGUUUUAUCGUUGCUUUAGAGCACAAGCUGUAAAUCUGAAAGGCACUUUUUAAAAAAUAAAAGGUAUAAAGAAAACCUGGAUGUAAUAAAUAAGAUUUAUGAAAAGCUUUAUGUGAAGAAAAUUGAAUGUUAUAGUAUAAAAAAGAUAUUUAUGUAUGUACAGUUUGCUACAGCCAAGUUUUGUUUGUUGAUUUCUUUGCAUUUAUUAUAGAUACUAUAAAGUA
Messenger RNA from Microtus ochrogaster (prairie vole), 17850 nucleotides. RefSeq names its product nesprin-1 (gene Syne1). Lineage: Eukaryota; Metazoa; Chordata; Mammalia; Rodentia; Cricetidae. Bases 65 to 17170 code for a protein of 5701 amino acids. Gene Ontology annotation, cellular component: membrane. The transcript is spliced from 89 exons. Gene Ontology annotation, molecular function: protein binding. The record is from RefSeq and is a predicted model, not a curated record.